AUGGAAGACAAGCCCACCGCAAGAGUUGUCACGGGACUCACUUCGGCCAAACCAUGGUGGAAAACCACCCACCUCAUCCACCUGAACCUCCUGAUAGCAAGCCUAAUCCUCUUCUCCAGCACAUUUGGCUAUGACCUGUCCCUGAUGAAUAGCCUCCAAUCCCUACCACAAUGGCAAACAUUCAUGGGCUACCCAGUAGGAAUAAAACUCGGCUUCAUAAACGCCCUGCAAAACAUAGGAAGCAUUAUCUUCCUACCAAUCCAAGCAUGGUCCGCCAACCGCUUCGGCCGAAAACCCACAAUCCUAGUCGGGUACAUCUUCCUCGUCCUCGGCGUGGGACUCCAAGCUGCCGCCCCAGACGCCAAUACAUUCAUAUACUCCCGGCUGCUGGUCGGUAUCGCCAGCGCCUGGUUCCAGUGCGCCGUCAUCCUCGUCACGGAAAUCGCGUAUCCGUCACAUCGCUCGCUCGUCACUGCCAUCUACAUGUGCCAGUACUAUGCAGGGUCCUCGCUGUCGGCGUGGGUUUCCUUCGGGAUGAGGAAUGUGCAGAGUAGCUGGGCUUGGCGCGUGCCUGUGCUUAUGCAGAUUGUGUUGCCGCUUCUUGCUUUGCCUGGGACGCUGUGUGUACCAAAGUCGCCGCGUUGGCUGAUUAGCUGUGGGCGGGUUGAGGAGGCGAGGAGUAUGCUGGUUAGGUUCCAUGCUGGUGGGGAUGAGGGGUCCCAGUUGGUGGCUUUUGAGAUAGAGGAGAUUAGCCAGGGUCUGGCGGCGGAGCGGAAGGCUCGACGGGAGGCACGCUGGGUUGAUUGUGUUAGGACUCCUGGGAAUCGGUAUCGGCUUUUCUUGAGUGUUUCUUUGGGUGUUUUUGCUCAGUGGAAUGGAGGAGGUGUGGUGUCAUAUUAUCUAACCCUUAUCCUCGAUACAAUCGGUAUAACCUCGUCCACAGACCAAACCCUUAUAAACGGCUUUCUCCAGCUCUGGAACCUGAUAAUGAGUGUGGUAGGCGCGUGUCUUGUCGACCGUGCUGGCCGCCGUCCGCUCUUCAUCACAUCGACUAUGAUAAUGCUUAUCAGCUAUAUCUUCAUCACCGCGCUAUCGGGAAGCUUCACGACGACGGGUACCAGCGCCGUAGGAACAGCUGUGAUCCCGUUCUUGUUCAUCUACUAUGCGGGCUACGAUAUCGCUUUCACGCCGCUGCUCUUGGCGUACCCGGCUGAGAUCUGGACGACCUCGCUGCGUGCUAAGGGUGUUGCUAUCUCCAUGAUCUCGAAUUAUAUAGCGCUGGUUUUCAAUCAGCUUAUUAACCCUAUUGCAUUUGAGAGGAUUUCUUGGAAAUAUUAUUUUGUGUUUUUGGUCGUGCUGCUUGUUGUGUUGGUUGUUGUUUGGAAGACUUAUCCUGAAACCAGAGGGAGGUCGCUUGAAGACAUUGCUUUUAUUUUUGAUGGGGAGGAGGCACGUGUUACUGGUGGUGAUGCUAGUAUGAUCGCGGAGAAAAGGCGUACUGAGAAAAUUGGACAUCGAGAGCUGUGA
Penicillium samsonianum is the source of this 1527-nucleotide messenger RNA. RefSeq lists its product as uncharacterized. Gene Ontology annotation, biological process: carbohydrate transport; transmembrane transport. NCBI's taxonomy places the organism in Eukaryota, Fungi, Ascomycota, Eurotiomycetes, Eurotiales, Aspergillaceae. Gene Ontology annotation, molecular function: carbohydrate:proton symporter activity. The transcript is spliced from 3 exons. The record is from RefSeq and is a predicted model, not a curated record. The coding region runs from base 1 to 1527 and encodes 508 amino acids. Gene Ontology annotation, cellular component: membrane.